This is a messenger RNA of Clonostachys byssicola, 1041 nucleotides long. The record is from the annotation of a GenBank genome assembly. NCBI's taxonomy places the organism in Eukaryota, Fungi, Ascomycota, Sordariomycetes, Hypocreales, Bionectriaceae.
AUGGCUUCAGUCGUGCUCCACGAACGGAUCUUGCAAACGCCUGCCGUCAGACAGACUCGGUCGGCCCUGCUCACAAAAAUCCCCGCCGAGAUCAGAACCGAGAUAUUCACUCUGAUACUGCAAUCGUAUCCCGACCAGUCUCCCGAGCGGGAAUAUGAUCGCUCCGAAGCCUAUGUCCGCCCAGGCUACUCGGCGCCUCUCGUAACCUACACGGCUGUGUUGCAGACGUGCCGCGCCGUCUACCAAGAGUACUGGCAGUUCCCCUUCUUUCUUCGCGAGCAGAUCCACUGGGCUUCCCACCAAGAGUGGUGUUGCCCCCCGGCAUACAAUUUGGCUACUGCGUUGAAGAAGCUUCGGUCUUCGUUCCCGAUGCUGUGGUUGAGACAGGAGUUCAGAAAUCUUCGGGUAUUCCCUCGAGUGUAUUCGUUGGAGAAGGAGGGUGUUAUGAACAGGAUUCUGAACGUUGGGAUUCGCCCUCACAUCAUCACCAUCACGAUCCGCCACACGGAUUGGUUCAACUGGGAGAAUGGUCCGCUGAAACUCGAGGGGAACUGGACGCGAGGAGUCUCCAAGGUACUACCAACGAGCGUGCGUCAACUCACUAUCGAGCUCGAAACUGUUCGUCGCAUGAAAGAGCAGGUGGAUGAGCUAGCUUCGCAGAUGAUGGACAAGUGGCUGUUUAAGAGGGAGGACGGGGUCACUUUGUCCCCGCAGUCAGUUGCCCACUCCAUAUGGUGUGGCAAAGGCAUUAGAAGUGAUAGUAGAUGGGCUAGAUACGGGACCGCCGAGUCUCGCAUAGAGUACUACAUCGCGAGGGUGGAUUUUCGAUGGGACGAGAAGGAUCCUCGGACGUAUACUCACAGGAGCAAACAGCAGCUGAGGCUUUAUAACCCUGCAUGGCGUCCACUCCCGGCCAUGCAAGAGCCGAUAAACGUCCAGCCAGUGUUUGAAGAAAUCCUGCCACCCCAGAACCAACAACUGCCGUUGCCGAGAUUCAUGAGGGACACCAUCUCGUCCAGUCUUAAGAAGCGAAGGCCCUGA